GGCCCCGGGGCGGGCGGUGCUCGGCACGGGACGGCGGGCCCAGCCAGCUCCUCCGCCGCGUGCUGCUGCUUAGCGCUGUCCUCGUGGCAGAACCGGCUUCUGCUUCCUUCCGCCAGGACGGAGCCCAGAUGGCUCUUUACCCAGAGACAAAACCGAGGCAAGGUUGAAACUCAGCUGGAAACUCGAGAUCUGUGUGUCACAGAGGUGGUUUGGUGUUCCGCCAAACCGCGGCGCUGGGGAGAAGCUGGGGACAGCCGGUACCGAUGACAGCUGGUACUUGCUAACGCGGAGACCGAAAAGGCACGCUUGUGCAGCCUGCUGAAAGCCAGCGGCGCGCAGGCUUUACGGAGCGCAGGAAACGUGGAGCGCUGGCGGAGCCGGCGGCUGCAACCAUUGCGGCUGCUCUGCAGUCACGUGCCUGGCCCCAGCAUAAACACCGAGGGCUGCGAGCUUGGGAAUGCCCGUGAGAGGGAGCGGAAGGCGAACGCCGAGAACCAGGCUGGGAACUUGGCCUUGAAAAUGAAUAAAUUGGCAGCAGGGCGCUCGGCCUGAUGCUCCAUGCUAAAACUGCAAAUAUCGCUCCCAGGGUUGAAGAGUACUUGGAAUGAAAAGGGAUUGAUCGUAGGCACUGCUCUGCCUCCAAGGCCGUGCAGAGGAAGGUCUGCAAGCUAUACUGGAAGGCCUUCAUCAGUCCUGAGCGCUGAGCUAUACUGCAGCGGGUUCUGUUUCUGUAAGCAGAGCAGCGUCAUAAGCUGCAUGUUAACGUAUAACUAGUAAACAGCUGUACUGAGCUUUGUCUUUCUAUAAGUAAAACGUAACUGGGAACUAACUCCGGAACCCCAGACUUCCUACAUACCUAACUGCACGAGGAAACAGAGCCAUUUGCCCAUUCACUGAAAUCUUGUUUACCCUAAGCUGCCUUCUAAUUUUGACCCAGGCCUGUGGUGUGACCUCCAGAGGCAAAGCUACUUUGCAGAAUGUCAUUUGCCAAGCGCAUGGGGGCAAUUUAAGAUUACAGUUUCAUUCUUAUACCUUCAAUUUGACUAGUUCAUGGGAUUUUUACCUGAGAAUAGGGAAGGGCCAGUAACAGUCAUGCCAGAAAUGCAAUCUGACUAGGGAAAAGAAUGAGGUUUCUGGGCAGAGCUUGUAUGUAGACAGUGUGUAGUACUAGUAAGUGCCAUCUUCUUCCCCAACUGUUCUCCUUAUCACAUUGAAGGACUGAACUGAGCAAAAACACCGAAGAGAUAAUUCUUAGCAGUUAUCUGUUGUGAAACAUCAAAACUGAGGAUCUGAAAAUGCCUGUGAAAAGACUUCAUUUAUGUUUCUGCGACAAGAGCUGCCUGUAAGAUUAGCAAACAUAAUGAAGGAAAUAAGUCUGCUUCCAGACAAUCUUCUCAGAACACCUUCAGUUCAGCUGGUGCAGAGUUGGUAUGUCCAAAGUCUUCAGGAGAUCCUUGACUUUAAAGACAAAAGUUCGGAAGAUUCGGGGGCUAUUCACAGUUUUACAGAUACCGUGAUAAAAAUACGCAAUCGACACAACGAUGUAAUUCCUACUAUGGCUCAAGGAGUAAUAGAGUACAAGGAAAGCUUUGGCAUUGAUCCAGUGACCUCACAGAAUGUGCAGUAUUUUUUAGACCGUUUCUACAUGAGUCGGAUUUCAAUUAGAAUGCUCCUUAAUCAACACUCUUUACUGUUUGGUGGGAAAAUUAAUCCAGCUCAUCCUAAACACAUUGGAAGCAUUGAUCCUAGCUGCAAUGUUGUUGGAGUUAUUAGAGAUGGUUAUGAAAGUGCCAAGAGUCUUUGUGAUUUGUAUUAUAUGAGCUCUCCAGAACUUGUCCUAGAAGAGUUGAAUAUUAAAUCACCAGGACAGCCCAUGCAAGUGGUGUAUGUGCCGUCCCACCUCUAUCACAUGGUUUUCGAACUUUUCAAGAAUGCAAUGAGAGCCACCAUGGAACAUAAUGCUGAUCGAUGCAUUUAUCCUCCAAUUCAUGUACAUGUCACCUUGGGAAAUGAGGAUUUAACUGUUAAGAUGAGUGAUCGUGGCGGAGGUGUUCCUAUGAGGAAAAUUGACAGACUAUUCAACUAUAUGUAUUCAACAGCACCACGUCCACGUGUUGAGACAUCCCGAGCUACACCUUUGGCUGGAUUUGGUUAUGGCUUGCCCAUAUCACGCCUGUACGCACAAUACUUCCAAGGCGACCUGAAACUGUAUUCCUUAGAAGGUUAUGGCACAGAUGCAGUUAUUUACAUCAAGGCCUUAUCAACAGAAUCAAUCGAAAGACUCCCUGUGUAUAAUAAAGCAGCCUGGAAACAUUAUAAAGCAAACCAUGAAGCAGAUGACUGGUGUGUGCCAAGCAGUGAGCCAAAGGACAUGACUACUUUUCGCAGUACAUAGCUUUUUGCUCGACAGUUCCUAAGAUGUAUGUGUGUCAUGUGAAGAGAAUUUAAAAGACCCGGUUUAUAUCAAGAUGCUGAGCCGUGUUUGAUCUGUGAAAAUCAUUCUAAGGGGAAUAACAAAGCUUAAAUCUAUUACUUUCUUCCCUGGGAUUUAAGGAAAAAGUAAUAAGCUGUUCAUUCUUUUUACAAAGGUCAUGCUUAAUUUGUUCCACCUUCUAUUAAUGACUACUUUCUGUAGUUAAAUCAAGGGAGCAGUACUUUCAAGUUUUAUAGAGACCAAUGUAACCUAUUUCAUAUCUACUGAGAAACGUAUUAGGUCCUAUGAUUACAAAAUUUUUUUAAUGGAACUAUUGAAAAAGCUUGCCAGAGUAUUUUUCCAUUAUACAGUGUUAGAAGAUUACUGAAGCACUCAUUUAAGAAAUAUUAAGGAGCUUAUUGCUGUACCUUUGCACCUGUAUGGAGCUUUCUAUUUCUUGAUCUUAAGUAUGCUGAAGCCUAAUUUUGCAAAGUUAGAAAUGUUAUCUACACACUACACAUUUUUUUUCACAGCUUUAGAAACCACACAUACGUCCUUAGGAAUAAUAAUUAGAAAAAAAAAAAAAUCAGUUCUAGCUGCUACCACUGCUAUAAUGUAUCUCAGGUAGGUGGUAUCAGUAGUAUUUCUUUGGUGGUAAUGUGAAUAUUUAAUGCGUGAUAAACUUACCUUUCCUUGAUCAUUGUGAAUUAGAGAGUAGUGUUUGCUUGUGUACAGUAAAGGUAUGCUGUCUUACAUUUGCUCAUAUUUCUGUAGGUAAUACCAAACCACAGUAUCAGUGUUUUAGCCCUAGUGAGAUCUCAGACUCUGGGGUAUGUCAGGUUACAGCUGUAAAUUAAAAAUAUUUUUUAAUAAACAGAUUUUUAAAAUUUACUGUUAGUAGGGAAUCUCUAUUACUUGGACAGUGGAAACUACUUUCUCAGGAGAAUUUUAAAAAAUAUGGAAUUAGCAGGUUUUGAAAAUACCUUUGUAGUCGUGGUGGGCUUCUGGCUUCAUUUAUCUAGUAGCUUGAGGUCAUACUAUAAUGCAAAUAAGCUAAGCAGAAUGUGUUCAUCAGGCUAAGGCAAACUGUCAAAACACACUGGGGAUGACCAAGCAUUACAUUUCAGGUACACAGUCCUUCAAUAAGGGAUUCAGCUUCUUUUAAUGGCUAGUGUUCCAGCUUUGUUGAAGUCAGACUCAUCUGUGUUGUAUUUUUAUAUCAUUUCUGAGCAUUUUAGGAGUGAAACAGUUAAAGACCUUUAGAAUUAAGCCUUUUCCCUCAGGUAACUCAUUGCAUAUACUCCUGCAAUUUAGUCAUGCGGCAGACGUGCAUAAUUGCUCUCAGAAAGAGUGAGCCUAAAUUUUACUAGGUUAUUUGCACUGUGCAGAGCACAAGGUGAGAUACCACAAGUGAAGGGCAUAGCUGGUACAUGAGAACUUGCAGUCGCACUGUUCUAGAUGUAGCUGAGCCAGGCUAAAGAUUAUCACCUGCUACUCCCUAGUCUCAAUCUGCCAAACAAUAAAAUGCUUUUAUACUCUCUUCAAACUAACAUGGGUCACUUUAACAGGAGGAAGUUGCAGAAUGGCUACAUAUGUAGUUAAACUGGCACUCUGAGGGUGGAUUACUUAAUCAACUGGAAUAGAACAGUUAACUGCUCCACUCAAGCUUGGGGGCGCUUAGGUUCCUGUUUUAUUUUCUUACAAGGACAUGAGUUCAUGACUGAAAUCUCUUUCAGUCUGCAUGGCUGAAGUGAGGGGAAGGUACAGCUGCUCUCUUCAACCCUGUAAGAAGAUGAAUGUGAGAAAUUCUACAUAUUGUAAAAUGGGCUUUAUACAAAAGUUAGAGGGAGUGUUUGCAGCUAUUACAUUUGUUGAACUAAAGCUUAAAGUUACAGCAGCAGCUUUUAAAAACUCGGCUCUGAAGCUGAACAUUCUUCUAGCUCUCUUGCUGUUUUAAAUAUUUGAAUAACUAAACUGAGCAAUUUUAGUUUCUUCUGGUUCCCAGAUAUUACAGUUCUGAGGAAAUCAGUUUUUUUCCUAUGAAGUUGUUUAAACAUUUCAUAUGGUAUUGAAAUAAAAGCCCUUUCAUGCUCUCAGCUAGCUACCAAUUGAAUUCUGAUUAUUAGAAAGACUUGCUCUGUAAUUAUACUUGUCUCUCCUUAUCCAACACCCCAAGUGAUUGUGGUAAAAAAACAAAUGUAGCAGUGUAUUGCUUUACAGUGUUUAACCCUACUCAUAAGUUUGAUCUGUUAGUUUUGAUUUAAAUAGAAUUUUAGAGGUUGAUUUUUUGUUUAACAUUUUCAUUGCUGUACUGCAGUCAGCAUUAGCACAGUUUGUAGUGAAGUAGUAUACUAGCUCAGCUAUCAAAGUGCUGAGAUUAAUAGUUUUGUAUGAAAGUGAGCUCAGUCUUGCACUGUAAAAUUAAUCUUGGUUUGUGUUAAUUUUUUUUGAAAAAAUCACUACAUUCAUUAAAAACAUUUUAAAAAUUA
Gallus gallus (chicken) is the source of this 4902-nucleotide messenger RNA. It is a transcript of the gene PDK1, whose product is annotated as pyruvate dehydrogenase kinase 1. The transcript has 11 exons. The coding region runs from base 1319 to 2395 and encodes 358 amino acids. Gene Ontology annotation, cellular component: mitochondrion. Gene Ontology annotation, biological process: regulation of glucose metabolic process; protein phosphorylation. NCBI's taxonomy places the organism in Eukaryota, Metazoa, Chordata, Aves, Galliformes, Phasianidae. The record is from RefSeq and is a predicted model, not a curated record. Gene Ontology annotation, molecular function: pyruvate dehydrogenase (acetyl-transferring) kinase activity.